AUGUCGUCCGACGAGGAGGACUAUAUGUCCAUGGUGAUCGAGGAGCCUAAGCAGAAGGAGACAUUCACACAAAGAAAAAAGCGCGAGCAGCGAGAGGCCGAAGCUCGAGGAAAAGUCCUUUCGAAAGCCGAACGUGCAGCUGAAGACGCGCGUCGCCGAGAUGAAGCUCUGGCUACUAGUACCCUGGAUCCCUCUAACAAGGGCUUUAAGAUGAUGGCCAAGCUAGGCUUCAAGCCCGGCCAAUCGCUCGGAAAACGCGACACAGACACCAACACCGACACGAAAGUCUCCGGCCCUGACGAAACCAAGACACGCUCGGAACCGCUGAAUCUUGUUUUCAAAGAGAACCGUGGUGGAAUUGGAUUAGAUACCGAGAAGAAACGAAAAAUCCGCGAGGAGGCAGAGGAAGCAAUCAAGAAGAUCAAGCACGAGGAAGGCGAUUACAGGGAUCGCGUCCGCGAGGAACGCGAAUUGAAGCGAACUGAGGCGCAAAUACGAGCUGCACAGAAGGUUGCUGAGAGGCUGGAUGCAGAGGCCGAAGAGGAUACUGGGAGGGACGGCCAUAACGACGAAGAUGAGCCCUCAGAUGAUAAAGACUUGGGACUCAGCGAUGCGCCGAAGCCUAAGCGCUUUAAACUCACCUCGCAGGUCAAUGUUCUCUACCGCGGCCUUGUUCGUGAGCGCGAGGAACGAGAACGUGAUAAUCAGGCCCGUCAUGCUCUGAUGCAUUCCCUGCCGUCGUCUUUCUUCCCAAGCCAGAAACUCCCUGGAUACGACGAUGUCGAUCUUGAGAGGGACGACAAGCAAGCCCUUGGCGAUACGCUCGGACCGUACACCGCUGCUGUUGAGCAAGAGCUUGAAGAAGAAGAUCCGGAGCUGGACGCGUUCAAUGCAUUAGAUCCAGCCGAGAGACUACAUAGAUUGGUGAUCUAUCUCCGUGACACAUAUCGGUAUUGUUUCUGGUGCAAAUACCGCUACGAGACUGAUGUGGAGCUUGAGGGCUGUCCCGGCUUGACUGAAGAAGAUCAUGAUUGA
This is a messenger RNA of Penicillium maclennaniae, 1035 nucleotides long. RefSeq names its product putative G-patch domain protein. The coding region runs from base 1 to 1035 and encodes 344 amino acids. Gene Ontology annotation, cellular component: kinetochore. Gene Ontology annotation, molecular function: nucleic acid binding. Lineage: Eukaryota; Fungi; Ascomycota; Eurotiomycetes; Eurotiales; Aspergillaceae. The record is from RefSeq and is a predicted model, not a curated record. The transcript has 2 exons.